UGUGUCCUGACCAGGAAUCGAACUGGCAACCUUUUGGUGCAUGGGAUGACGCCCAACCUACUGACCAACGCUGGCGAGGGCUCGAAAAUAUUUUUUAAAAAAAUUCUGAAACAUCAAAAAGAGUGUCUGUUGAUUUUGGAAGAAAUACCCAGUAACAAACAUGACUGAGUUCUGGCUUAUUUCGGCUCCUGGGGAGAAAACAUGUCAACAAACAUGGGAGAAAUUGCAUGCGGCAACCACAAAGAACAAUAAUCUUGCUGUUAGUUCAAAGUUCAACAUUCCUGACUUAAAGGUUGGCACACUGGAUGUCUUGGUUGGUUUGUCGGAUGAACUGGCUAAACUGGAUGCAUUUGUAGAAGGGGUGGUUAAGAAAGUGGCCCAAUAUAUGGCUGACGUAUUGGAGGAUAGUAAAGAUAAAGUCCAAGAGAAUCUGCUGGCAAAUGGAGUUGACUUGGUUACUUAUAUAACAAGAUUUCAGUGGGACAUGGCUAAAUAUCCAAUCAAACAAUCUCUGAAAAAUAUUUCUGAAAUAAUUGCCAAGGGAGUGACUCAGAUCGACAAUGACCUGAAAUCUCGAGCAUCUGCAUAUAAUAACCUGAAAGGGAAUCUUCAGAAUUUGGAACGAAAGAAUGCAGGAAGUUUGCUAACUAGAAGUCUCUCAGAAAUUGUGAAGAAGGAUGACUUUGUUCUUGAUUCAGAGUAUCUCGUCACGUUACUGGUUGUAGUUCCCAAGUUAAACCACAACGACUGGAUGAAGCAGUACGAGACACUAGCCGAGAUGGUCGUUCCCAGGUCUAGCAAUGUGCUCUCAGAGGACCAAGACAGUUACCUUUGUAAUGUCACCUUGUUUAGGAAGGCAGUUGAUGACUUCAGACACAAAGCCAGGGAAAACAAAUUCAUUGUUCGUGAUUUCCAGUAUAAUGAAGAGGAGAUGAAAGCAGACAAAGAAGAAAUGAACAGGCUUUCUACUGACAAGAAGAAGCAAUUUGGACCACUUGUGCGGUGGCUGAAAGUGAAUUUCAGUGAAGCAUUUAUUGCGUGGAUUCAUGUGAAAGCAUUGAGGGUUUUUGUAGAGUCUGUUUUAAGGUAUGGCUUGCCAGUGAACUUCCAAGCAAUGCUACUUCAGCCCAAUAAGAAAACAAUGAAGAAACUAAGAGAAGUAUUAUAUGAAUUGUAUAAACAUCUAGAUAGCAGUGCAGCAGCUAUCAUUGAUGCACCUAUGGAUAUCCCAGGCUUAAACCUGAGUCAGCAGGAAUACUACCCCUAUGUAUACUACAAGAUCGAUUGCAACUUGCUGGAAUUCAAGUGAAAACGAGCUCCUCCCGGACAGCCCUGUCCUUGUGUUGGUGUAUGCUCACAGAAAUAGGCUGAAGUAUGGCAGUGCUUUUAGCUCUAUUACCCUUGCUUGCUUCUGACCCUUUUCCUAGGUGAAUUCUCCCAUCGUGGUCCAUUUCCAAGCAUUUUCUUUUAAAAGAAAAAUGUAUGUCUUGUUUGUUUUUAUUGAUCAGGUCUGUAAAUGUGUACUAAAAAAAUCAGAGUCUAUUUAUAAACAGAAUAGUUUAUUUAAAGAGGUCUUUCCUCACGAUGUUGUGAUAUGCAUAAUUCCAUUUGUUACUGUUGUGCACAGAAGCCUUGUUUACAAGGGAAUGGUGUAAACAUUUAUGCCAUUUUGCUUACUGUAUUUAGUAGACAUAACUGUUUAAUAGUUACUGAAUCGUGAUGUAAAGAAAUGUGACAAUAUUCAGGUAUGUGCUUUCUCAAUGUUUCAAAUGAAAUCUCGGAGCUUUGUUGACAUCCACAGGAGAGAAUAAAAUUACCUGUGCAAAGGUGUAUGUGGUGUGCGUACCUUCAGAUUACAGUUCAGCUUGAGAGUUUAAUGAAUGGGAUCAGAGCUCACUUGCUGUGCCACUUUCAGGAUGGGCAUUUACAUUUGGACACUAGACUCAUAGUUCUCAAAUCAUUAGGAAGUAGGGCCAAUUUUGAAUAAAGUAUAGCAAAACUGCAGCUUUAGUGAUUUGUCUAAGUAUUUUACACAUUUUAAAGCUCUAUAAUUAUAAAAGCCUUUAUUUUGACAUUUAUGACAUAGUCUGAAGAUAGAAGCAUUGCUAGCCUUAGUGCACGACUUAGUUUAGCAUCGUUAGAGCUUUUAAACGAGGGUUUUGUCACAGAGCUGCCCUUCCUGUGCCCUCAUCGCCUAGUUAAGUGGGAGAAAGAAGUUUACGUUUCAUUUUAAGGGCAUUUAUAAACCUAUUUUCUCUAGAAAAUUAGUCUCCAAGAUCUUUGUAUUUCAAAAUUAAUUGUUAAUUUCAAACUAUAUAGACUUCUAAAAGUAAAACAUGAGAGAUGAUGCCUGCUCCUUCCACUGCCCUCCCUGCUCUACCCACCUUCCCACCCCCAGCCAGUUGCUUCUUCCCAAGGGAGUUUAUGUAUGUAUUCUUCCAGGCCUUUUUGUAUCUCCACAGCAUAUGUCACACACAGAUACAUGCACACGCACACACAUGCACAUACAGUUUAUUUUUAAAUAAAAAUAAGAGCAUACUGCACAUACUCUGUCACCUUUUUUCUUAUUGGUAUACCCAAGAUAUCCUUACGUGUCCGUGUACCUAGAGCUACCUCAUUCUUUAACCAGCUGCGUGGUUUUCCCUCGUGUUUGUGCCAUAAUACAGUUGACGGAUGGCUGUCAGCUUGUAUUAGUUUUCGCUACUGCUUUAGUAAACAUCUGGCACAGAUGUCUUUGUUUCCUUCUAUUAGUAUUUCUGUAAGAGAUCCUGGAAGCAGAUUGGAAGGUGUGUAUGCUUACAUUUUGACACAUAACUGCCAGGUCAUCCAUUAAUGUUCAUUGAAAACCUGUUUGGAAUGCAGAUUUUAUUUUCAGUUUUCCUUCGGAUAAGAGGAAGCUGAAAAGUUUUGCUGUUGAUAUAAAAUUCUGGUUCUGUUUCUUACGAGUAUUCUUUGAGUCUUAGGAUCUGUAAAAGGAAUAUAAUCUCUAUCAUGGGCAAUGUGUUUUGCUGAUUAAAAGAUUUGUAGGCCUACGCAAUAUUUAAGGUUUGAUUUAGACUUUGAUACUAUUCUGAUAGGAGUAGGUAGAAUUGUAUCAAUCUAAAAUCCCAGCGUAGGUCUGGAACUACGGGACUUGCGCUAUGACUUUUCUCAGGGACGCAGUCCAGCAGAGUGGCUGAGUGUAGCUCUGGAGCCAGAGCCCAGCUCUGCCACGGAGCAGCUCUGUGGUCUCCACGCUCGGUCCCUCCUUCACGGCCUAGAGAUCCCCCUCUCACAGGGCUGCUGUGCUGGGGAGGCAAAUUCCCAAACGCACAUCGAGAACUUAGAAAGGUGCCUGGUAAGUGCUUGAAACAUGGACUUACAAUCCUGGAGGAGUGCUGGUCGCUCCUCGUUCACUGGUGUGUGAUUUGGAAUUUCAUGGUCCAGGACACUGUGGAGUCUGAAGACCAGAAAGAAGUAAUUGUGGGGGCGGGCAAGGUGAAUAACAGAGCUUGUGUCUGUAACAUAACAUUAAAGCAGUUUGAGUGUCUCCGA
Myotis lucifugus (little brown bat) is the source of this 3534-nucleotide messenger RNA. It is a transcript of the gene ATP6V1C1, whose product is annotated as ATPase H+ transporting V1 subunit C1. Gene Ontology annotation, molecular function: proton-transporting ATPase activity, rotational mechanism. NCBI's taxonomy places the organism in Eukaryota, Metazoa, Chordata, Mammalia, Chiroptera, Vespertilionidae. Gene Ontology annotation, biological process: proton transmembrane transport. The coding region runs from base 161 to 1309 and encodes 382 amino acids. The record is from RefSeq and is a predicted model, not a curated record. The transcript is spliced from 13 exons. Gene Ontology annotation, cellular component: vacuolar proton-transporting V-type ATPase, V1 domain; lysosomal membrane.